Diachasmimorpha longicaudata is the source of this 4259-nucleotide messenger RNA. RefSeq names its product phospholipid-transporting ATPase IF. Gene Ontology annotation, molecular function: ATP hydrolysis activity; ATPase-coupled intramembrane lipid carrier activity; ATP binding. Gene Ontology annotation, cellular component: endoplasmic reticulum; plasma membrane. The record is from RefSeq and is a predicted model, not a curated record. Gene Ontology annotation, biological process: phospholipid translocation. Lineage: Eukaryota; Metazoa; Arthropoda; Insecta; Hymenoptera; Braconidae. The transcript has 20 exons. The coding region runs from base 663 to 4070 and encodes 1135 amino acids.
UGACAAAUAAAUUUAUGAAAGAUAAAUCUCCUAAUCGAUCAAACGAAUCCUUGAAUUGAAAAAAAAAUUAAUCAACACUCAUAUUCCACUUGUCUUUCUCUGUCAAUGACGUAUUUAUCGAAAUCAUACUGCCUACUGCUUCAUGGACAAUAAAUACAUGAAUAACAUAUAGUUAUUGUAUUUCACGAGGUAAUAAACGCUUCGUAUUUUCCAAGUGCGAAUAACUCAUUAGGAUGCAUACGUGGGGUGGGACUCUGUAUUGGUUGUGAUAAUCAUUAAUUCUCUAUGGAUUCUGUCAGUUGUAUUUCUUGCUUCAGAACCGACUGGUGCGUUUCUAACACAUAUUGAAGCUUCGAGAUAAACCGUUAACAAAAGUCAAGUAAUUUUGUAUUUGAAGUGAUAAAUCGAAAGCCUAAUUACAAUUGGGUUUAGUCACAGAUUAAUUUAGAGAAUUUAUGAGAAAUUAACUUUCACUUUUCUUGUCUGGCACUUCUUAUUAAUCUGCAAGAAUCGAGAGCUUUUUUGAGAAAUCGUGGAAUAGGAUCGAGAUCCAUUGACGAGAUUAGAAGAUUGGGAUCAGCCGGUGAUUUGUUUGAUAAGGAAUCGCAGAGUGAACUCUCUCUCUCUUAAUGUGAUUGAGUGAUUCAUUUGGACGGAAUUUAAUGCAGAAAGACCGGCCCUUCAGUUGGUUCAGCAAACACAAAAGAUACCUGUGUCUCGCGGGUAGCAAUGCGUCGAUUCUCGCUGAGUACAGAGUUUUCGGAAUCCACCCGAAUAAUGAUCCAGCAGGCACAAUAUACCCGCGGAAUAGAAUUAAAUCUAAUAAGUACACGGUUUGGAACUUUAUACCGAAGAAUCUAUUCGAGCAAUUCCGGAGGGUAGCCAAUUUUUACUUCCUCGUAUCUGCGAUAAUGGCUGUUUCGAUCGAUUCACCAGUUUCUCCCCUAACGACUUUUUUACCGCUCCUCUUCGUUAUUCUCGUGACCGCUUGUAAGCAGGGCUAUGAGGAUUUCCUACGACAUCGCUCGGACGGUCGAGUCAAUUGUACUCCAGUUACAGUAGUUAGAAAUAAAUGUGUUCAAGUGGUCCACUGCGAGCAAAUUGUCGUCGGUGACUUAGUCAAAGUCUCCAGAGAUGAAGAAGUACCUUGUGAUCUUAUUUUACUCCACAGUAGUGAGUCCAACGGCUGUUGUUACGUUACAACGUCGAAUUUAGAUGGGGAAACUAAUUUGAAAACCAUUCAAGUACCCAAGUUUACUGUUCAAAAAUCUCUGGAGGAAAUUACAACGAUGGAAGCUACGGUUACCUGCCAACACCCACUCGCUAACUUGUACGAAUUCUUUGGGAAUGUGGAGGUCAAGUUCAGUGAGGAUGAAUUGAUCAGUGGAUCUUUGACGAUCGAUAAUGUUCUCCUUCGAGGAUCAAGGCUGAAGGAUACUGACUUCGUGAUUGGAGCCGCUGUGUACACCGGAAGGGAUACGAAGCUAUCUCGGAAUUCAAAGAAUAAUCCGAAUAAAUUUUCUACUGUGGAGAGAACUAUCAAUAAUUAUCUAAUCUUCUUCAUCUUCGUGAUGGUUUUCGAGAUCAUGGCAUCAACGCUUUUGAAGGAAUUGAUUGCAGUCAAUGAAGAAUGGGAUAGUUAUCUUGGCGAAUCUGAUUUUGUGAAUUUCUCGAAGCUAUUGAAUGAUGUACUCACUUUCACUGUGCUGUACAAUUAUCUGAUACCUAUAUCUCUCUACGUGACAAUUGAACUUCAAAAAUUUUUGGGCUCUUAUUUUUUCCGAUGGGAUAAGGAGAUGUACGAUGAAAGGGAAGGUGUCUAUCCACUGGUAAAUACAUCAGAUUUAAAUGAAGAACUCGGCCAAGUGGAAUAUCUCUUCACCGAUAAAACCGGUACACUCACAGAGAAUUUGAUGGUCUUCAGGCGAUGUUCGAUAGAUGGAAAGAUGUAUUUGGAGAAGGACUGCAACGGAAAACUGUAUUUAAUUCCUGAGAAUGGAGACAAUAGAGAAGCUGAGAAAAUUCAGACAUGGCCCGCUGAAAUUUGGCACUUCAUGAUUGCACUUUCGCUCUGUCAUUCCGUUCACGUCGCUCCUCCCAUUCUUAUGAAAAGCAUAGCAGCGAAACGAACAGCAUUUCGAGAGAGCUUUAGGCAGAGAUCGAUAACUAGGGUCAAUAGUUCUCUCUUGAUGGAUCCAGGGUUACCAGAAUAUCAGGCGGCUUCAGCUGACGAAAAAGCUCUUGUUGAAGCCACAGCCAGAUGUGGCGUUAUAUUAACUAAAUACAGUGGCGACGAAAUUGAGCUUAAAAUUGGAGAGAAGGUGCUUUUCUUUACAAAGUUAGAAAUAUUGGAAUUUACUUCUGACAGAAAAAGAAUGUCAGUAAUUGUAGAAGAUUCUGCUGGAGAUCUUUGGUUGUACAGUAAAGGAGCAGAUACAGAGAUGCUGCCACUAAUUGCUGACGGAAAAGUCAGAGAGGCAAAAAUACAUUUGGCAGAUUUCUCUAAGAGAGGACUCCGGACACUUGUCAUUGCGUACAGAAAGCUCACUAUUUCGGAAUACGAUAUAUUUUCGAUUGCAGUUGAGCAAGCGAGACAGGUGAUUGGAGCAGAACGUGUUCACCGAAUGAACAAGGCUUACCAUUUGAUUGAGAAUAAUUUAACAUUGCUUGGAGCUACGGGAGUCGAGGAUCGAUUACAAGAGGGAGUACAGGAAACUCUGGAGUCUUUAAGAGUAGCAGGAAUUAAGGUUUGGGUUUUAACAGGCGAUAAAGCAGAGACUGCAGAGAACAUUGCCUUCUCCUGUGGACAUUUCAAGAGCGGAACUGAUGUUCUAAAACUCAUGGGGAAGACGACAAUUCAACAUUGUUUUAGCACGCUGACGAGUUUUGAGCGAAGACUGAAAUUAGAACCUUGUAAGCAGUAUGGUUUACUGAUGGAGGGAUGUAGUCUAACAAUUGCAAUGAAACAUUGUCCAGAGUUAUUGAGAAUCGUUGCUAUGUCCUGCGAUGCUGUCGUUUGUUGUCGAAUGUCCCCACUUCAGAAAUCCGAAAUUGUUCAUCUGGUCAAGAAUGCAAAGAAACGUCCACUCACUGCAGCUAUUGGUGACGGAGGGAACGAUGUUUCUAUGAUUCAAGAAGCUCAUGUAGGCCUCGGAAUUAUGGGGAAGGAGGGAAGACAGGCUACAAUGAGUGCGGACUUUGCAUUUUCGAAGUUCAUGCAUCUACGUAAAGCACUUCUCGUCCACGGCCACUGGUACUACAUUAGACUGAGUAUAUUAACGCAGUACUUCUUCUACAAAAAUAUCGUCUUCAUUACUCCGCAAUUGUUAUUUGGAUUCCACAGUGGAUUUUCUUCUCAGGCUCUCUACUCUAGUAUUUUCCUGAUGGGUUUCAAUUUAUUUUUUACGUCUCUCCCUGUCCUGAUGUUUGGACUAUGUGAGCAAGAUUAUUCAGCAGAAACAUUGAAACGUUUUUCCCAGUACUAUUUACUGAAUAAAAAAAACUAUCUACUGUCUAUUUAUCAGACGAUCAUUUGGCUCGUCACAGCUAUAUGGCAAGCAUCUGUGAUUUAUUUUGGUGUCUACUUUUUUUGGCGCAUCAAUCCUGUUAAUCUUUACGAUAGUACUGACGCCGGUUAUCACGGUUUCGGGACCUGUAUAUUCCAUCUCGUUACUCUAGUCACUAACUUACAGAUAUUUUUGCGGAGUUAUUUCUGGACUUUUCCGUUUUUGGCUAGUAUUGCCUUUUCGGAAUUUACGUUCUUCGUAAUGACACUGCUUUAUUCUUCUCUGGAUCCAAAAUUUAGUGGAGAAAUGUAUUGGCUAUUUUAUAAGCUCUGCAUGUCUCCAACUUUCUGGCUCCUGACAAUGAUUAUCCUACCGAUUUGUCUCAUACCCACCUGUUUCGUGGGUCUGUACGACAGAUCGAGACCAGCAAAGUUGAGUUAUCAGGCUGAAAGAGAGGAGAAUCUUCAAGAUACCUACAGUGAAUGGAGUGUACCAUCGACAGAGGCAAGAAGAUUUAACUUCGUUCCAUGGCGGCGGAACUUCUCCUUCAGAAUAGCGGCAUGAUCGAAAUUAGAAGAUAAGCUCAUCAGUCCAACCGUUCCUCCUUUUCAAGGUAUAAAAUUGAAAUAAUAAAAAAAUGAGGAUAGCAUCACGCCAUUUCCAACGUCCAAUUAUCAUCAUUCUCCUAACAGUUUUGGUCUACUGCAUCAUACAAGUGUUAAGAUCAGAAUUGAGCGCACAAGAGAGUGAUUU